UUUAUUUUCGAGUGUUGAAAGCCAAAAAAAAGGGGCAUCCUUGCCUCAGACUUUUUCUAAGGGCUCGACAGUUAUUUGAACGUGUGCUCCACUAUGUUAGUUUGUCAUGAUGGAUAUUGUUUGAUCGUCUAAUUUUGCGCGCGCUCGUUCGGGGCGCGUGCAGCAAAGUUCAACGUAAUAAAAGAGUGUGAACCACAAAUCGCGUUAUAGGAUGUAGCCGUUUCAGCCGCGUUUGGGUAAAUCACUCAAGAAAUUUAGCCAUGAUAACGUCAUUACCACGCCUCAGAGACCAUAAGGCAAACGUUGGAGAUAUCGUGCCUCGUCUCGCAGCAGACAGGAGAAAGAAGAUCUCACAGGUUGGAAAGGUAUUCCCAAAAACUUUGGUUCAAGAACAAAUCGAUGAAAAACUUGAUUUUCACUGCGUUAGUCUGGAGAAAGACAAAAAUAUUUUAUUUCCCACUGUGGGGGUGGAGAGCGGUUCGAAGAGUCCUGGGAUAGCGGGCAAAGUACCUACACCAUCUGUGGAGACUGGGGACGGCCCAGAGGUCACUCUUCCGGAGUUACCCAGUGUGCUUGGCGGGCGUCGCGUCUCCUCCUCGCCUGGUCCAGAUAACACUGAACCGCUGGAUCUGCUGAUCAAGGGUGAGGCUCACAAAAAAUCUCAGACUGAAAUUACCGCAGACACGGUUGAACCUGUCUCUGAUAUGGCGGUAGAAGAGGUUAUUAUUUCCAAACUCGAACCAAUCAUUGACUCUCUGUUUGAAGACGAUGAGCUUUUUGCACAGGAGUUUGAAGAAGAUGGUCUAAACCGUGUCCUGUUCAUAAAAAAGAUAGGAAUUUAUGUUGAGAUAAAAACCAAAGACUACAUACCGGGAGUGUUUUGUACGCCAUUGUUCCACUGUCCAAGAUGUAAAGACCAUUGGGCAGAAUUUGGAUCUGUGCCAGCAAAUUGUCAGUUACCACAGCAACCAACUCGUGGGCCUGCAAUACACCUGGCCAGUAAUAUAAAGCGGAGGUUCAAUGACUGGAGGAGGAAGACCAAGAGAAGACUUGGAGACAUAAAAGAAGGAUACAUUGUAUCAGGAAGUGGGACAGUACUAAACCAAAUCAACGGACAAGACACCAAUACUACCCUUGGUAAGGACAGAAAAUCACUUGACUAUUUGUUGUCUAGUGAGGAAGCGCUUGAAGAGUUGAGUCUUGGUGUUAUUGAUUCUGGGACAAAGAUAGAAGCGUUUAGAGUCCUUAGAAUGGAUGAACAGACAUUAGACGAGGAUUAUGUGAAAAAAGUCGCAGAUGCACUUGGUUUUAGUCAAGAGCAAUAUGACGAUUUUGCGCGAGUCAACUUAAACAAAGUGAGAAUGGAUUAUGAUGUUGAAUCGGACGGAAAAACAUCGUUUAAGUCGCGGCUAGAUUUAUCAAUGUUGGAUAAUAUAUUAAUAAAGGAUUUGCCUGAGAUCAUCAAAGAAAAGUUGUUGUCGAUACUGCGAUUACAAAAACAAAGAAUGAGAAGGAAAAAGAAGAAACAGAUAGCGACGUCUAUGAAUGGUCCUGAUUCUGUUGAAGGGAACUACGCCCAAAGUGAAAAUACGUCUGAAAGCUUUUAUAUCCAAGGAUUUGAUGACGAGGAUACAGAACAUGAUUCUAACUUAAUUGAAAAUGGAAUAAGGGCUUCAGUGAAAGUGAACAGAAUGAGAAGAGAAAAUAGUGGAAAGCAGGGAAGAGGGCAGAGAACCGGAGAGGGCCUGGGGAAUAUGAGUGAACAAGAAACUCCUGGUAGAAAAUCAUCAUUGGCUGGGGGACGUCAUAGGGAUACAUCAGCCCGUGAAGGAAGAUCAUCUCGAGUGUCCACUGCUUUAUCUGCACUUUCAGAUGGGAAAGAAUUUUCAGCACCAAGAUCACCAAGUAAUGUUCUGGUCUACAAAGAGUUACAGAAUCAGCGACGCGCUCGUAAAAAGAAUACUAGCGUAAAUAACAGAUCAGGUCAACCAGACACGCCUUUUCAGAGACUUGGGAAACAUUCCAUGACUGUGCCCGCAAACAGCCCUUCAUUUUUUGCUUACGAUAAUGUUGAUUCUGAUGAGGAGACCUGGGAACAAGGGAAGGCUUUUAGAAUUGGUUCCAGUCGUGAUGGUAGAAGAGAUUCACUUACAUCGCACAUGUCCGAAAUGUCACGUGGAGCUCACGAGACCGAUUCAAAUGCAUACUUCGUGUCUGACCCGCCACGUAGUGUUAAAGGGACUGAGUCACGCUCCUCUAUGUUGCAAAAGUACAGCAGGGCAGUUGGAAGUGCGCAUGCUCGAAAGGAUGCAUCUUUCUCUAAUUUAGAUGAUCAGGCCUCUUGGGGCACUAACGAUGGAAGUAUUUACAACAUCGGAGACGACCCAUCAGGCUCCAGAUCAGACAGACCGCGCCGUUUUAUAAGAAAAAAGGAAAAGGGAGAUGCUGUCAAGAGGCCUGGAAACCACUACCAUAGCAGAGUCAUAGACGAUAUGCCCGUAGGCCAAGGAAGUCCGUCCCUGAGUCACGUGACACCGUCAUUUGUUGAAGCUAAUGUGACGUAUGGAUCAAAAGCGAGGUUAAGCCAGGCGCAUAUUUCACUGAUUGAUGCCAAUAGUCCUUCACUGUGUAGCACGAUUACGGGAACCCAGGAACAGAGGGUCUCGUCAGCGCUCAUAAAGCGAUCCUUACGUUCUGCUUCAGCAAAAGAGCCGUCCCAGAUAAAGCAAGAAACAAUCGAAUUAGAAUGCAUGUCGCAGAAACAAGAUAAUUACGCUCCUCAAAACAACCAGGAAACUGUCAUCCGCAUAGAGAGUGAUUCAACACAUUUUGUGCAAGCUCAAGAAAACCAGACCAGUCCAAAUGAGGAGCCCGCUAAAAAGCCCGGUGCAAAGGUCUUUAGACGAACAUUUGAAGAAGAGUACAAACCACUCGUUUCAUUGGAGGAUUUAAACUUUAUUCAUAGACUUCCGGUAUCAAGUGCGUUUACGUAUUCGUUUUAUGAGCUGCCCAGUCAGCAUCGAGUUCACAAUGAUUCAAUCAAGCAGGCCGUUGGCCGGAUCGGUCGACGCAAAAAGAAGGGAACUGCCCAAUUUCGGAGUAAAAGUGCUCCUUGAGAUAAUGCAAUGCUUCAAUAACAUCGAAAUAUUUUGUUCAGUUUAGUCGAGGAUAUCGUGUCUGAUGUUAAGUUCCACUGAAUUUCGUCCACACACACUCCCUACAUACACCACGUUGUUUAUUCUGGUAACCACCUGCUUCAGUGCGGUUUGAACUUGUUUAAGAAUCAACACAACGAACCUGAAAGGCCAGGUAAAAAAACCAUGAAGUAACUUAGAUUCAAGUGAUCUCUGAGAAUUUACU
Pocillopora verrucosa is the source of this 3360-nucleotide messenger RNA. RefSeq lists its product as uncharacterized. NCBI's taxonomy places the organism in Eukaryota, Metazoa, Cnidaria, Anthozoa, Scleractinia, Pocilloporidae. The record is from RefSeq and is a predicted model, not a curated record.